AUGAGGUCAUUCAUUUCUCUUCUUGCUUUCCCCGCUUCAUCGCUGGCUGGAUCCGUGCUGUGGAGCGGCAUCUUCGAUUCUUCUGCCACCGUUGAGGACUUUGACAAAUGGUCCUGGUCCAACCAAAUUGGAUCAUGGCAAUGGUACAUCCACGGCAGUGGCAAGACGAGCGAGUAUCUGGGUCUGUCCCCCGACUUCAAGAACCCGGCCGACACCAGCGACGCCCAGGGGGUCCGAAUCACCAUUGAUGGAACCUCCUUCUGGAAUGGACAGAACAUGGAGCGCUCUGAACUCAUCCCCCAGACUACCGCCAAUCUUGGCUCGGGCCAUCUAUACUAUCACUUCUCCCUGUCCACGAAGACAACAAAUGCCCCCGACGCCUCCUUCGAGCACCAGAUCGCGUUCUUCGAGAGCCACUUCACUGAGCUCAAGUAUGGCGCGUCCGGCUCAUCCGACAACACCUUGCGCUGGAAUGCAGGUGGCCAAACACAUUGGUCGGUCCAGCUGGAGCCAGGCAACUGGUACAACUUCGCUUACGAUAUCGACUUUGCAUCGCAAAAGGUCGGUCUCUGGGCGUCUAAUGGCUCCGAUCCCUUGACCGAGGUUGUCUCUCCCGUCAGCGCAUCCACCUCGACCAACUCGGCAGACUGGCACGUCGGCCAGCUGCGCCUGCCCAACGGGGGAUCCUCCAACGACGCACCAGAGGACUGGUUCUGGUCUGGCAUUUAUGUUGAGCAGGCACCUAUCACGAAGGAGAUUGGUUCUUCCGGUUCUUCCGGUUCUUCCGGUUCUUCCGGUUCUUCCAGUGCUUCCAGUGCUUCCAGUGCUUCCAGUGCUUCCAGUGCUUCCAACACGUCCUCCUCCAGUACUUCGAGUGCUCCCAGCCCCUCGACUUCCACUCCUUCCACCACCCAAGCAGCCCCUCAGCCGUCUUCUACCAGUGAUACAGAGCCAGCUGCAACCUCGGCCUCUCAGGCUGUGACAACACCUGCAGCUUCUGCGCCUGACACCAAUGCGGCGACACCCGCUGAACCUUCCUCGACACAGCUCCCCACCCCCACCACUGCCGCAGAGCUUCUCGCUGAUAUUCAGGCUGCUUUGCGCGCUCUUCUCUCUCGUUCCAACAGCGUGCAUGCCCGCGACUUUGCCCGCCCGGGGUAA
This is a messenger RNA of Aspergillus lentulus, 1161 nucleotides long. RefSeq names its product glycoside hydrolase family 131 protein. The record is from RefSeq and is a predicted model, not a curated record. NCBI's taxonomy places the organism in Eukaryota, Fungi, Ascomycota, Eurotiomycetes, Eurotiales, Aspergillaceae.